Molecule: messenger RNA, 279 nt
Organism: Pneumocystis murina B123
Lineage: Eukaryota; Fungi; Ascomycota; Pneumocystomycetes; Pneumocystales; Pneumocystaceae
Exons: 9
Coding region: 1-279 (92 amino acids)
Source: RefSeq, a predicted model, not a curated record
AUGAAAUGUAUAAUUUAUUUUGAAGAAAAAGAUGUUUUUGCUGACAGUAAAAUAACUGUAGGCGAGUUUUUUAUAAGUGAUCUUUUAGACAUAAAGCAUUUUACGGAAGACAAAAAAACGAUAGGAUUUGUCCAUAAUCGAGAAGCUUCAUUAAAAAGGACAUUUUUUUCCUUUGCUCGAAUAUUGAUUUAUAUAUUUUUAGAGUCUAUGAUUGAGAGUACGUUAUAUUUUGUGAUAGUAGUUUUGAAUUGGGUUGUUUUGUUUGCUAUUAUUUUAUAA